Phragmites australis (common reed) is the source of this 842-nucleotide messenger RNA. RefSeq lists its product as uncharacterized. The transcript has 4 exons. The record is from RefSeq and is a predicted model, not a curated record. Lineage: Eukaryota; Viridiplantae; Streptophyta; Magnoliopsida; Poales; Poaceae. Bases 31 to 747 code for a protein of 238 amino acids.
UACGUCGAAGAGUAUUCACCGCAGCGCGUCAUGCGGCAGUUUGGCCGUCACCAGACAUUCCCGCUCGUCCCCAUCCGUACAAUCCCCUUGCACGUCCACAGGUACACGCGGAAAGGCCAGCCAGCUGGCCACCUCUGGGCGGACCGCUUGGCCCCUUACGUGGCAACAUGGGCCCAAGCGCUACAGGACGUCGUUGAUGAGGCGCGUCCCCACACCGAGGGAAACUUUAGGGAGUACCUACGGUGGUACUUACCUCGUACGCGGACUCGUGUCACCUACACCCCUGAUGAUGUCCGGGGCCACGUCGCAUCGACAACGGAGACAUACCCGGUGCAUUGGGACGAGGACGCCGCUUUAGCAACAGAUAUCAUUUAUGAUGUAAAUAGGGAUGCAGCUGCUGCCAUGGAUCGCGUCCGGCAAGGGCAUCACCUAAGUGCGUCGGAUGUUGCGAGCUUCAUUAGACGGGUUUUCGACAAGACGACGCGCGCCCUGAAACUCACCUCCUGCCGAUCUACCACAGAUGUAGCAGGGCCGCCUCCCAGGACGAGUGGUGCACACGCCGAGUCGUCUCGGCCGUCAGACGUGCACCGCCGAUCUUCAGUGUCGGCACCCACACGACCCCUUCUAUCACGUCUUGGAGGGUCCGAGCAACAUGGUCCGUCUGCACAAGUCCCGACGCAGCCUCGCAGAUUGAGCCCUGUACGUCCACAGUCAGGUACUCCGGGAACCCUUCUUCCUAAUUUCUAGUACUUUCAGCAAAAUAAGUUACAACUUUGCUCAGAUUACUUCGGUGACGAGGCCGGUCCGUCUUCGGCGGCCCCACACCCUACCCCCCCCCCCCC